Lactuca virosa is the source of this 1399-nucleotide messenger RNA. NCBI's taxonomy places the organism in Eukaryota, Viridiplantae, Streptophyta, Magnoliopsida, Asterales, Asteraceae. The record is from the annotation of a GenBank genome assembly.
UUUUUUGCUCCUCCCUCCCUCUCUCUCAUCACCAUGGAUUCAACACUUCUUCCCUAAAAUUCAUAAACCCUCAGAGAGGAUUACUACGUCACACGAUUUACAAACAAUCAAAAACGAGAAUUAUCAAAACCUUUUUGGGGGUUUGAUUUGUUCCAAAUAGUUAUCUUGAUUUUUUCGUCAUCUUUUUUAUCGAUUCGUUUGAGGAGUAUUAUGUACAGAUCUGGAGCUGUGAUGGCUUGGAAUGUGUUCAAAUUCUGUACGGCCCUUAGAGGGUUAGGCUCGAUCAUGAUCUUGUUGGUUCUUGGUGUUGUUGGUGUCACCUAUUACGCCGUCGUCUUGUGCAAUUAUGGACCUGCUUUGGCCGCCGGUGGCCUUGAUUCGCUCAUCGCACUUCUUAUUUUAAUCGUAUUUCAUACCCUGUUGGUGAUGCUAUUAUGGAGUUAUUUCUCUGUGGUGUUCACGGAUCCUGGUGGUGUGCCACCUAAUUAUAGACCACUAGUGGAUCAAGAAAGAGGAGAAAUCGAUCCAUUAGAAGCAUCUGAAUUUGGCCCAUUGAAUUCACCUGAUCCAAACAAUUCAAGAAUCCGGUAUUGUCGCAAGUGUAACCAGUUAAAACCACCUCGUUGCCACCAUUGUUCUGUUUGUGGGAGAUGUGUUUUGAAGAUGGAUCAUCAUUGUGUGUGGGUUGUUAAUUGUGUUGGGGCACUAAACUACAAGUAUUUCCUUCUUUUUCUGUUUUACACGUUUUUGGAGACAACGGUGGUGACUUUAGCCUUGCUACCACAUUUCAUAGCAUUCUUUAGUGAUGGAGAGAUUCCCGGGUCACCUAGCACUUUAGCAACAACCUUUCUUGCUUUUGUCUUGAAUUUGGCUUUUGCUUUAAGCGUGUUGGGGUUUCUUAUUAUGCACAUAUCUUUGGUCUCUGCUAAUACCACAACAAUCGAGGCAUACGAGAAGAAAACCACUCCAAAAUGGCGUUAUGAUCUUGGUCGCAAGAGGAAUUUUGAACAGGUAUUCGGAACUGUAGAAAAGUAUUGGUUCAUUCCCGCAUACUGUGAAGAAGAUUUGAGAAGAAUGCCUGCUCUUCAGGGCCUGGAGUAUCCAUCAAAGCCGGAUUUGGAUGCCCAAGAAUUCUAAAAUCAUCCAAAAAAAGAAAAGACAUGACAUGUUUUUGGUUUAUAGCAUCACCCUACACCCCCAACACACCUCAUGAUGUGAUGCACUCAACUGAUUUUGGGACCCGUUUUAACUUGGUUAGAAGUAGCAGAAGGGGGAGGAGGUAAAUGUUUAUUUGUUGGGUUUGGUCAGGGUUUGUGGAAGGAAAAGUUAGUGUAAGAAAGAAGCUAUAUAAGAAUGUACAUUAGUAACAUUUUCAACAGUUUUAUUCUAUUCUCCACAC